Cloeon dipterum is the source of this 1231-nucleotide messenger RNA. RefSeq names its product histone H2A.V (gene His2Av). The coding region runs from base 99 to 485 and encodes 128 amino acids. The record is from RefSeq and is a predicted model, not a curated record. NCBI's taxonomy places the organism in Eukaryota, Metazoa, Arthropoda, Insecta, Ephemeroptera, Baetidae. Gene Ontology annotation, biological process: heterochromatin formation. The transcript has 2 exons. Gene Ontology annotation, molecular function: DNA binding; protein heterodimerization activity; structural constituent of chromatin. Gene Ontology annotation, cellular component: nucleosome; chromatin.
GGUUAUUCCGUUGGCGUCGGAUCCGUUUACUAGCGAGCUGCAAGCACUUAAGUGUGGUUCCCAUACCCCGACUAUUUCGCGUAAAAUCUUGAGUUAGGAUGGCAGGAGGUAAAGCAGGAAAGGACUCCGGGAAAGCAAAGGCGAAGGCAGUGUCCCGUUCGGCUAGAGCGGGCCUCCAGUUCCCCGUGGGCCGUAUCCACCGGCACCUGAAGAAUCAUACGACCAGUCACGGCCGUGUCGGCGCCACGGCCGCCGUCUACAGUGCGGCUAUCCUGGAGUACCUGACCGCUGAAGUGCUCGAGUUGGCCGGUAACGCAUCCAAGGACUUGAAGGUGAAGCGCAUCACUCCUCGCCAUCUGCAGCUUGCCAUUCGUGGUGACGAAGAAUUGGACACCCUGAUCAAGGCGACCAUUGCUGGCGGCGGUGUGAUUCCUCACAUCCACAAGUCACUUAUCGGCAAGAAGGGCACGCAAAAGCCAGCUUAAUGAAGCACUUCAGGAGGUGUUUUUCAUAAUUGAGAAGUAAUUUCAACUUACUGGAAUGAAGAAGAUCAUCAUGCAUCAGUUAAGGUUAAGGAACUUCCGCAGAAGACAGACAACACCCCACCUGUGCCGUACAACAAAACUUAAAUUAACAACUGUUCACAAGUGAAUUUAUAAAACGAGAAAUCGAAGUUAUCAACAACUCACAAAUAAAAUAUAAAUGUAAUCCAGAACAAAGCAGUGGAGGUUAGCUAUGUGACGGCAUUUGAAUUGGGUUAAAGCAUCAGCAAUUAUUCUCUUAUAGACCCCUCUCCGAGUUAUUUUAACCAAAAUUUAUGACUUGUUCCGGAUGACAGUUGUCUUCAGGAAUCAUGUUGUCUAUGUAGGCAGUAUGUCUAUGCUACAUCAUGAUCCUGGAAAUACAUACCGUUUUAUCGAAAGAUGAAUGAGGGUUUGUUUGUUUGCGUGUGCAAAUGUAAUUCGGAUAAUAGAUUUGUGUUCUUUCUUUAUUAAUUUCAUCCUAUUUGAGCAAAAUUUAGGUAACUUUUCCUACUGAAAGUAGCUUUAAUAUGACAAAAAAUUGACCAUUUGUUGCUAAAUUUUAGAUUUUAAGCCCCAUAAUGACAUUGUCGUCAUUGAUUAAUCAGUACACAUUCAUCUUUAAUUUCACGUUUGUACUGUUCAUUUAGCAUCGCAGUGUAUCAGUUUGGUGUACAUAUUUCGCAUAAUAAAAAUUCAAUUAUUCUAAC